AUGGAUCCCGGUGCGGAUACCGAUAUCAACAGGCGCUAUCCGCUAGCAGUUGCUUUGCCAAUCUUGUCUUUCUUGUCCAUUGCUCUUUCCAUUUCGCCGUUGAUCCUGCAUGCGAAGAAUCGAAAUUUGCCAGCCACGGCUCUGAUCUGCUGGUGCACUGUCCUCAAUGUGUUCAACAUCAUCAAUGCCUUGCUGUGGCCAAACGACAACAUCGACGCAUGGUGGGAUGGCAAGGGACUCUGCGAUAUUGAGUUGAAGAUCAUGGUUGCGAGUUAUGUGGCCAUCCCAGGAUGUCUGGUGGGCAUGUUCCGGGGCCUGGCAAUGGUCAUGGACACGAGUCGUGCAACCUGGACCCCAAGUAAGACCCUGCGCCGGCGCAAUCGGGCCAUCAAUUUACUGUUCUGCGUGAUCGCUCCAAUUAUUGCCAUGAUCACGCACAUUGUGUGGCAGAAGAGCCGCUUCCUACUCUACUCCAUUUCGGGCUGUGUUAACAACUUCGACGAGAGCUGGGUGAGUUUCAUGCUGGCAUUUAUCUGGCCACCCAUUCUCUGUUUGAUUGCCUGCUAUUAUUGUUGCCUUGUCCUCGUCCGACUUUUCAAGUACCGAAGCGACUUUGUGCAUAUCCUGCGGUCCCGUGGCAGUACUAUGAACAAGUCAGGAUUCCUGCGCCUUUUCUUCCUCGCUUUCUCCAUGCUCAUCGCGAUUCUGCCCGUGGAGGCCUACCUGGUCUGGUACGAUGUGAGUCUGUCACUGCCCUGGCAUCAGUACUCAUGGAAGAAACUCCAUGGACCGGGCUCGAACUGGUCUCAAAUACAAAAGGUGGCUACCUACGGAGUGGUCUUCUUCGACAGAUGGAAUCCAGUUGCAGCAGGAUUCAUGAUUUUCAUUUUUUUCGGCUUCGGUCGCGAUGCUACCAAGAUGUAUCGCUUGCUGUCCUGGUAUCUCGGUUUCAGGUACUGCUUCCCCGGUGUAUAUCGUCCGCUCGAGUCAGAGGCUCUGGCCACUGCCCCUGCUCGCAAUGGUUCCAAUUCGACUACCUUGGUCGGAAGCGCCAGCAACAGGGGGAAGUCGGUCUUCAAGAAGACAUCGUCAUCACGGCAGGUUUUCCUUAGGAAACCCGGACGGUCAUUUACUAACAACUGUCCUACCAGCAGCCCCACUCUUCCAGCCCACAAUGGCUCCUACAAUGAUAUCGAAAAGGGCAGAGUCUCAUCCUCGGUCCCAACGCUCAAUGUCAAUUUUCCCGGUGAGAAGAUCCCUUGGUACCGCUCGUUCAUGAAUCGCCGCAAGGCUUCUCGUAACGCUGGCCAGGACACCCUUCUCUAUGAUCUGUCCAUUCCGUCUCAGACCAUCUGCACCAAUGCCUGGGCGGGAAUCAGCCAAAGCCGAGGAAGUAAUGAGUAUUCUGCCGGCCCAUUCUCGCCUCGGACUAAGGACUUCAUCCACGUCAAGCAGGUGAUUCGCCAGCAGAGUGAGAUUCAGCUCUAA
Molecule: messenger RNA, 1488 nt
Organism: Penicillium atrosanguineum
Lineage: Eukaryota; Fungi; Ascomycota; Eurotiomycetes; Eurotiales; Aspergillaceae
Product: pheromone receptor
Exons: 2
Coding region: 1-1488 (495 amino acids)
Biological process (GO): G protein-coupled receptor signaling pathway
Cellular component (GO): membrane
Molecular function (GO): mating-type factor pheromone receptor activity
Source: RefSeq, a predicted model, not a curated record